GGUAAUGUCAGGAGUUGUAUAAAUGUCUGCGGGCUAGGAACUCAUCUUCUCAGCAAUUUUUUCCCCAACCGGAUUAAUUUGGCAACGGACCAAGCAAGAGUUGCUGGCUAAAUGGAAGUGUAAGCAUUUUCUGGCAAUUUCUACAACGAAUCGUAGCUACUCAUUUCAUCGACAUAGAUUUAUGUUUUUGUUUAAAUGGUUUAACUGUUGUGUAUAAGUUUUUUUUCUUGUGAAAUAUCGAGAUAGCUUUUCCUGUAAAGACUCAGCAGUGCACGCAACACACAUGAUGAUUAAUAUAAGAAAGAUGAUAGCUAGGCCUACAUCGUAAUGUCUGAAUGCCUAGUGCCUGAUCAUGAUGAGUAUGGAAUCAUGUAUUUUCUAGCUAAAUAACUAGAGUAGGUACGAUUAGCUAGCUAGGUCUUAUAACAUGGUUUUCUUUCUGGGUCGGUCGUUUUCCUACGAUGACUACCAGUACGCAGGUUGACGUUUAUUGUCAUGAGUCUUGUCCUGGAUGCAGAACUGAGCGAUUUCCCCUUAAGCCUUAGAUAGGCCAGCUGCAAAGUCAAAAUUGACUUUUUAGUCUUAAUUUAAGGUUAGGGUUAGGCAUUAGGGUUACCAGUGUGGUUAAGUUUAGGUUUGAAAUCAGAUUGUAUGACUUUGUGGCUGUGCCAGCUAGUGACCACUCUGCAGAACUGCAUCCAGAACAUGAUUCAUGAUGAAAAACGCUAACCUGCUGGUUCAAGGACUAUUUGAAAAAGACAUUUUGACUUUAGGAAAUCUCACAAAUCAACAAAGAUUACCACUAUAAAUCUGUAGUUUUGGUGGUGGAGGCACAGGGGGUCUUCCACAUUUCCACUAGUUGAGUGAGUCAAGUAUGUAGUACAAUCCCGUGGUAUUAUACUGUAAGAUAUUAGUCCUUUUCAAUCAACUGUCUGUGUCAUGUUUAUCUUUCAGAAAGGAUGCCAAUGCUGCUAUGCUCAGCAACUAUGAGGUAAUUUAUAUUAUUUGUCUGUUUUUACAUGUGUUUUAGCCAUCAUUUUGAUCACUGUAUUUACAUGUAUUUGCAUCCCCUCUAUCUGUCUCUCUCCUAGGUCUACCAGCUCCUGACAGAUCUGAAGGAACAGCGAAAGGACAGUGGGAAGAACAAACACAGCGCUGGACAACAGAACCUCAACACCAUCAUGUACGAGGUUAGUAACCCACACACCACAGAACCUCAACACCAUCAUGUACGAGGUUAGUAACCCACACACCACAGAACCUCAACACCAUCAUGUACGAGGUUAGUAACCCACACACCACAGAACCUCAACACCAUCAUGUACGAGGUUAGUAACCCACACACCACAGAACCUCAACACCAUCAUGUACGAGGUUAGUAACCCACACACCACAGAACCUCAACACCAUCAUGUAUGAGGUUAGUAACCCACACACCACAGAACCUCAACAUUUUUAUGUAUUAGGUUAGUGCCAUGAAGGGUACACACUCACAAACACACUGUAGGCAGAGACCAGUAGAACUUCAUGUACAGGGUUGCAGCACACACAUGUUGUGUCUUAACCUCCUGUGUCUCUCUUUCCAGACGCUGAAGUACCUAUCCACGACUCCAUGCAGCAGGCAGAACCCAGAGACUGUCAAGAACUUCCUUACCACCAUGGUGCCUCACAAACUCACCAAGUGAAUGGCAAAACACACACACACCACCCACUGUGUAAUCUGAUAUCUGUCAAACACAAAUGUAACUGUUACAUGCUAUUGAAACAGACGUCAUACGGACACAUAUUACACACACUGACAGUGAUGUAUUGUUUGUCCAUAGGGCUGAGAAGCUGCAGCUACUGAACCACAGACCAGAGACUGCUGUAGAGAUCCAACUGGUGAGACCACACUUAACCUUCACUCUUUAUUCUCUCCUUCUGUUGUUGUGGGUGAGAUUAACUCUAAGUGUGUGUGUAGAUGGUAGAGGAGAGUGAGGAGCGGUUGUCAGAGGACCAGAUUGAGGAGCUCAUUCAGAAGGUCACAGACGUGCUCCCAGGCGACCCAGAACAAGAAGGCUCCGCCCCCAGCAAUGAGGCAGAGAUGGGAGAGGGCAUUGACCAAUAGCCACGAGCCCUGAUGGAGCCUGUCUGUGACUGAGGGAGGGAGCCUGAGCUGAACAGGAGUUAAAACAGUGUACAGAAAAGACUGGAAAUCCACUUUCAUGCUCAUUUGGGUGCUCUCGACUGGACAUGGAAGUAUGCAGAAUGGAAUACAGUCAGAUAUUACCAUUGACCGUAACAAGCUACUUUGACUGUUCCCAUUCUUCUGUGCAUUACUAACCUACCCAACUGCUUGGUUCAACUUCAGCUCUUACUCCUUCUGUGUUUACAGGACUGUUUCUUAGUGUGUUCUGGAAUCCACUUGCACUUACAUACAUUCUGUUCCAGUCGGCAUUCUCCUGUGCUACAUGCUUUCAUAUAGUUAGCAACGGGCUAAUGUGAAGCUCCAUUAGCCGUUACAGGUUAGGUACUGUUUGGCGUAAACCAGAACAUUUCCGACCAACAUUAACUUGGUGAAACUUCCUCAAUUCCCGACUUGGAAGAAAAUCAAUGUCUUCCUAAACGUCAACGUCUAGUUGCAGGGGCUUUGUUUGAAUUUAGAAAAUGCUCCAUGAAGUUACCAAUGUAAUUAGAACAGUCAUAUACGGUCU
Molecule: messenger RNA, 2693 nt
Organism: Coregonus sp. 'balchen'
Lineage: Eukaryota; Metazoa; Chordata; Actinopteri; Salmoniformes; Salmonidae
Source: the annotation of a GenBank genome assembly